Cucumis melo (muskmelon) is the source of this 2149-nucleotide messenger RNA. RefSeq names its product scarecrow-like protein 13. The record is from RefSeq and is marked provisional. Gene Ontology annotation, biological process: regulation of DNA-templated transcription. Gene Ontology annotation, cellular component: nucleus. Lineage: Eukaryota; Viridiplantae; Streptophyta; Magnoliopsida; Cucurbitales; Cucurbitaceae. Gene Ontology annotation, molecular function: sequence-specific DNA binding; DNA-binding transcription factor activity.
AUCGCCUUCAUCACCAGAUAGUUCUUAACAAUUCCUUUACCGUAACUUGUGCAACAUGCGUUUCAGUGUUUAAGCCCCGCUUCCAUCGGAGAUUUUGGGGAUUCUUCGAUUCCAGUUUUUACCAGUAAAGAAGGCAACUGCUUUAACUACUGCGGAGCAUAUUAAGAAUUUUGAGUCCUAAAAUGUCUGCCUAGGAGUUCUUACUAGACUCCACUGAACCCAAGUACUGAAACGCUUCUGAUACCAACUGCUAGCGGUGAAUAUAUUCUUGCUUUGGGCUCAUUUCUGAUUUCUUAAUGCAAGCAUCUCACAACCGGCAGGCUUCAUCUAUGAUCCAUGAGAUGGAUCCAUACUAUUUAUCUCGUUUUCACGUAUUGGGAAACCACGUCUCUUCUGACGCAAGCAGCCAGGGAAACAGUGUUAACUUCUCUUCCUAUAAGGAUCAGUUCUUUACUCUGGAGUCAUUCCCGGCUACUGCUGAUUUGAGUGGCUCUAAUUCUCCUUCAGCUGGGAGUGUUCUGUCGUCUAGGAGCCCCUUCUCACCUCAGGGUUCUCAAUCAUGCUCAUCGGACCAACACCAUUCCUUUGAGAACACAUGUGGAUCACCAUUGAGUGGAUGCUCUGUAACUGAUGAUGACAACGACAUAAAGCACAAGCUGAAAGAAUUAGAAAUUUCUUUGCUGGGGCCUGAAUCUGAUAUGGUGGAUAGCUGCUACUGUUCUUUCAGGGGUGGGGCGCAUCAAGAUGCUUCAGUGGCAAGGAGGAACUGGAAUCAAGUGGUUGAAAUGAUUCCUAAACUAAAUCUUCAGGACACGCUUAUCCAUUGUGCCCAAGCGAUUCAUGAUUCUGAUCUAAACGUGGCAACACUGUUUAUGGAUGUUUUAGGGCAGAUGGUUUCCGUCUUUGGUGAUCCAGCCCAGAGAGUGGGAGCUUACUUGUUGGAAGGGCUUAGAGCGAGGUUGGAACGAUCUGGGAGUGCAAUAUACAAGGCCCUAAAGUGCAAAGAGCCAACAAGCUCUGAACUAAUGUCAUAUAUGUCUAUUCUAUUCCAGAUCUGCCCAUACUUCAAAUUUGGUUACACAUCUGCUAAUGCUGUAAUUUGGGAGGCCAUGGUCAAUGAACCCAUAAUCCACAUCAUUGAUUUUCAGAUUGCACAGGGUAGUCAGUAUAUAUCUCUCAUCCAGGAUCUUGCCAAUCGGCCUGGCGGACCCCCAGCUCUUCUUCGCAUUACGGGUGUGGAUGAUUCGCAAUCAGCUCAUGCUCGAGGAGGGGGACUACAAAUCGUGGGACAGAACUUAGCUCAGCUGGCUCAAUCAAAAGGAAUUCCUUUCCAAUUUCAUGCUGCUGCAAUGUCCGGUUGUGACGUUGAACACAGUAAUCUCAUAAUACAACCAGGAGAAGCAUUGGCUGUAAAUUUUCCAUACACCUUACACCACAUGCCAGACGAGAGCGUGAGCACACAGAAUCAUCGAGACCGGCUUCUUAGGCUGGUUAAAAGUCUCUCACCCAAAGUAGUAACCAUUAUUGAGCAGGAGUCCAACACCAACACAUCUCCAUUCCUUCUUCGUUUCAUAGAGACGCUAGAUUAUUACACUGCUAUGUUUGAGUCAAUAGAUGUAGCUCGUUCAAGAGAUGACAAGCAGAGAAUCAGGGCAGAGCAACACUGUGUGGCCCGAGACAUAGUGAACAUGGUAGCUUGUGAAGGAUUCGAAAGGGUAGAACGUCAUGAACUCCUUGGCAAGUGGAGGAUGAGAAUGAGGAUGGCUGGUUUCACUCUAUGUCCAAUGAGCUCAUCCGUAACUGGAGCUGUUAGAAAUAUGUUGAGGGAUUUCAAUGAGAACUACAGACUCCAAGAAGUUGAUGGAGCUAUCUACCUUGGAUGGAAGAACAGGGCAAUGGCAACCGCAUCUGCAUGGAGAUGAAAGCUUUAAAAAUCUGAAUCCCAUUGCUUAAUUAGUUAAUGUAAAAUUUUGCUCUCGAGCUUUCCUUUACAAGUAACUUUUAAGAGCCAUGGAGCGGUGAUAACCCACAUAGAUUUAUAGAAUGUGAGGUUAUUAAAAGCUCUUUCUGUUUGUAGGAAGGAACCCAAAUGUUGAAACCUGCUGUAAAUUUUCUAACUUUGGCGAAAGAAUUUUGUCCGCGUGUUAAA